This is a messenger RNA of Drosophila novamexicana, 1777 nucleotides long. RefSeq names its product pre-mRNA-processing factor 19 (gene Prp19). The transcript is spliced from 3 exons. Bases 110 to 1627 code for a protein of 505 amino acids. The record is from RefSeq and is a predicted model, not a curated record. Gene Ontology annotation, molecular function: protein binding; ubiquitin protein ligase activity. Lineage: Eukaryota; Metazoa; Arthropoda; Insecta; Diptera; Drosophilidae. Gene Ontology annotation, biological process: DNA repair; protein ubiquitination; mRNA splicing, via spliceosome. Gene Ontology annotation, cellular component: Prp19 complex; U2-type catalytic step 1 spliceosome; cytoplasm.
GAAGAAGCUUCAUUUGCCGACAAUUUUUGCGCUUGUUUCUGUUGGAAAACGUGUGUAAAAGUUAUAAAACGUAUUUUAAUCGACGGAAAACGUUUAAAUACUUGUCGCGAUGGCUUUGGUUUGUGCACUUACAAACGAGGUACCCGAGUCGCCUGUGGUCUCGCCGUACUCGGGCGCCGUUUUCGAAAGACGCGUCAUUGAGAAGUAUAUUCUGGAGAACGGCUGCGAUCCGAUCUGUGGCAAGGAGCUGAAGCAAGAGGAACUGAUUGAAAUCAAAACGCCAGCAGUAGUGAAGCCAAAGCCACCCAGCGCCACCAGCAUACCGGCGACACUGAAAACCAUGCAGGACGAGUGGGAUGCGCUGAUGAUACACUCGUUUACCCAGCGCCAGCAGCUGCAGACCACCCGUCAGGAGCUGUCACAUGCGCUCUAUCAACAUGAUGCCGCCUGCCGUGUCAUUGCGCGUCUGAAGAAAGAGCUGACGGCGGCGCGCGAGGCGCUGGCAACGCUGAAGCCUCAAGCGGGCAUAGUGAAUGCGCCAUCGAUGAUUUCAGAGCCGGCUCUUGCCUCGGAAGCCGGUGCUGGUGGAGCUCACCAAAUGGAGCAGGCCGGCAUGAGUGCCGAGGUCAUACAGAAGCUGCAGGACAAAGCCACUGUGCUGACACAGGAGCGUAAAAAGCGUGGACGGACGGUGCCCGAGGAACUGGUCACACCAGAUCAAGUGAAGAACUUCCUCACGGUGGCCUCGCGUCCAGGCCUGCACUCGGCAUCUGUGCCUGGCAUUUUGGCUCUGGACAUAAACAGCGCCGAUCACAGCAAGAUUUUGACUGGAGGCAAUGAUAAAAAUGCUACUGUAUUCAACAAGGACACGGAACAAGUUGUGGCAAUAUUGAAGGGCCAUACCAAGAAAAUCACCAAGGUCAUAUACCAUCCCAACGAGGACACUGUCAUCACCGGCUCACCAGACAUGAACAUACGCAUUUGGCAUGUGCCCACAUCGCAAACGCAGCUCUUGUUGCGCUGUCACGAGGGGCCCGUCACAGGACUCUCGCUGCAUCCUACGGGCGACUACUUGUUGUCCACAUCUUCGGACAAGCACUGGGCCUUCUCGGACAUACGCACUGGACGCCUGCUGACAAAGGUCAUCGACACGGCUGAGGUGGGCCUGACAACCGCUCAAUUCCAUCCGGAUGGUCUGAUUUUUGGCACUGGCACCGUUGAUUCUCAAGUAAAGAUUUGGGAUCUGAAGGAGCAGAGCAAUGUGGCCAAUUUCCCUGGUCAUACCGGCCCCAUUUCGGCCAUAUCGUUCUCUGAAAACGGUUACUAUCUGGCCACUGCAGCGGACGAUGCAUGCGUAAAGCUGUGGGAUUUGCGCAAACUAAAGAAUUUCAAGACCAUACAACUAGACGAUGGCUACGAGGUCAAGGAUCUGUGCUUCGAUCAGAGCGGCACAUAUCUGGCCAUUGCCGGCACUGAUGUCAGGGUUUACUUGUGUAAGCAGUGGCAGGAUCUGAAGGUAUUCAACGACCAUACGGCACUGGCCACCGGCGUUCGGUUUGGCAAACAUGCGCAGUAUAUUGCCUCCACCAGCAUGGAUCGCACCUUGAAGCUAUAUGCCAUCGAAUAAAAGCGGCUUGUUUAAUUUAAGCAAACGGCGAUCCAUAGUUAGCAAUAAGUUCAACAUUUUAUAAAUAUAUGUAUACAUAUUUAACCGCUCUUGUGCGUAAACCAAUUUCCGCGUAAAUAAACCAGACUCUUCUUUAUUUCCGAUCCAAAA